This is a messenger RNA of Nothobranchius furzeri (turquoise killifish), 3057 nucleotides long. RefSeq names its product nudix (nucleoside diphosphate linked moiety X)-type motif 18 (gene nudt18). Lineage: Eukaryota; Metazoa; Chordata; Actinopteri; Cyprinodontiformes; Nothobranchiidae. Gene Ontology annotation, molecular function: magnesium ion binding; 8-oxo-GDP phosphatase activity; 8-oxo-dGDP phosphatase activity. The record is from RefSeq and is a predicted model, not a curated record.
CGAUGUAACACCGAAAUCAGAUUAUUGUACACUUCCGGUUUGGCUUCCUGGAGCAGCACGGAUCGAAAACAACACCGGUGUAAAGCAUCGACUUAAGGCAAAAAGACAUGGAAGUGACAGCAGAGGAGGAGCGUCAGGUGGAGGAGCAGGUGGAGCGUCUGCUGAGCGGCCAGGGGUCAGAGGUCAGCCUCUGUGACGUUGGCCUGGAGUUGAGCAAGCCAGCGACUCUGAGGAAGAACGUCACCUACAUCGUCUGCGCCGUGGUCUUGAACGAGAAGGAGGAGGUGCUGAUGGUGCAGGAGGCGAAGCAGGACUGUUACAAGCAGUGGUACCUCCCUGCAGGGAGGGUGGAGGUGGGGGAGAGCCUGGAGGAGGCGCUGAGGAGGGAGGUGAAGGAGGAGGCGGGGUUUGACUGUGAGCCAAUCACGUUGCUGCUGGUCCAAGAGCAGGGACCACAGUGGAUCCGCUUCAUCUUCCUGACCAGGAUCACAGGAGGAAGCCUGAAGACUCCCUCAGCAGCAGAUCAGGAGUCUCUUCAGGCGUCCUGGUGGGACAGACAGUCUUCCCUCCCUCUCCGAGGACGAGACAUCCUCCGUCUCAUCGAAUACGGACUCAAGUAUCACAGGAGUCCGUGGCACGCUGUCACGCUGCCUCUGGACCUGAGCGGUCGUCAUGUGGUGCAGAGACUCGUCUUGGUCUUUGUCGGAGCGGAGCAGCAGGUCUGGGUCCUUCUGGUCCGAGUGCCAGCGCCCCACCUCCCCUCUGCAGCAGCGCUGAGGACCCACGCGGUGACCUGGGCUGCCAACAUGGUGGUGCAGGAGGCCAUGCCGUCAUCCUACUACGACCACGAGGUCAGCACGCUGGGUGUGUUCAGUCUUCAGCACAACGGUAGGCAGCACGGCAGGACAGACGGCGUGCUCUUCAACACGCUUGUCACCAUGGUUCCGGAUCGCGUGCAGCGGGACGAGGACGGGCGGACGGUGGACUGGCCCGCUGCGGGGACGCCGCCUCCUGUGGAGAACCCUCGGUACAUCUGGGUCAAAGUUCAGAAAAAAGCCCUGAGAGAGAAACUGAUGGAAAUGACCAAAAACACAUCGUUGCUCCCGAUCCACAGCCUGUACUGAUCUGAGCUUCGUGCAUGUGCACACAGGAAGUGACUAUAACUGGACUUUUAUUAUGAAAGGAACCAAAAACCGUUUAUUCUGUUGCUUUGUUUUCAUGGAGCUGCACCAGAAAAACUCACAAAUGUCAGAGCUGCUGUUUGUGUUCACAGAGGAGGCUCCAGGACCAGGAGGUCCAGGACCAGGAGGUCCAGGGGCCUGGAGGCAAGGGUGCUGGAGGUGCUGGAGGUCCAGAAUCCUACAUGAAUUAUUGAAACAGUUUCAACAUUUUUACAAUCUAUGUUAAGUUGUUUUACGCUAAAACGUUAAAGGUUUAGCAGCAGGAGGUCGUCAGUCACAUGUUUGGUUUAAGUAUAAAUUUGUGUCAGAACUCCUGAUCCAGUCCAGAACUCCUGAUCCGGGCGAGAACUCCUGAUCCAGUCUAGAACUCCUGAUCCAGUCUAGAACUCCUGAUCCAGUCCAGAACUCCUGAUCCAGUCUAGAACUCCUGAUCCGGGCCAGAACUCCUGAUCCAGUCUAGAACUCCUGAUCCGGGCCAGAACUCCUGAUCCAGUCUAGAAGUCCUGAUCCAGUCUAGUACUCCUGAUCCAGUCCAGAACUCCUGAUUCAGUCUAGAACUCCUGAUCCGGGCCAGAACUCCUGAUCCAGUCUAGAAGUCCUGAUCCAGUCUAGUACUCCUGAUCCAGUCCAGAACUCCUGAUCCAGUCUAGAACUCCUGAUCCAGGCCAGAACUCCUGAUCCAGUCUAGAACUCCUGAUCCGGGCCAGAACUCCUGAUCCAGUCUAGAAGUCCUGAUCCAGGCCAGAACUCCUGUUCCAGUCUAGAAGUCCUGAUCCAGUCUAGAGCUCCUGAUCCAGUCCAGAACUCCUGAUCCAGUCUAGAACUCCUGAUCUGUGUCAGAACUCCUGAUCCGUGUCAGAACUCCUGAUCCAGUCUAGAACUCCUGAUCCGGGCCAGAACUCCUGAUCCAGUCUAGAAGUCCUGAUCCAGGCCAGAACUUCUGUUCCAGUCUAGAAGUCCUGAUCCAGUCUAGAGCUCCUGAUCCAGUCCAGAACUCCUGAUCCAGUCUAGAACUCCUGAUCUGUGUCAGAACUCCUGAUCCGUGUCAGAACUCCUGAUCCAGUCCAGAACUCCUGAUCCAGUCUAGAACUCCUGAUCUGGGCCAGAACUCCUGAUCUAGUCUAGAAGUCCUGAUCCAGUCUAGAGCUCCUGAUCCAGUCCAGAACUCCUGAUCCAGUCCAGAAUUCCUGAUCCAGUCUAGAACUCCUGAUCCAUGUCAGAACUCCUGAUCCAGUCCAGAACUCCUGAUCCAGUCUAGAACUCCUGAUCCAUGUCAGAACUCCUGAUCCAGUCUAGAACUCCUGAUCUGGGCCAGAACUCCUGAUCUCCCUGUUCUCCUUCUGCAGCCUGAUUGAGAGGUUCUGAUCCGGUUCACCCUGUUUUCUGAAGGAGCUUUUUGGACUUUGUUUCCUUUCUGACCCGGUUUCUUUUCCUGUGUCGGACCAUUCUGAGAGGUUCUCAUUUGCUAAUCAAACGGGCAGAAGCUAACUCAAGGGAUGAGCCAGACUGAAUCUGCACAUAUGUUUUCUUUCUUUUUUUUUUUUUUUGCACUUUAAUGUCCAAAACCACCAGAUUUAUGCUUCUGGGUUGAAGUACAUCUGAUCUCCAGCGUUCCUCCUGGAUCCCUGCUGGUUCUGAUUGUCCCUGCUGAUGAGCGGGAAGAGUGGUGGACAGAGAACGUCUGGUUUGGGUCAAACUGGACUUCCAAAGAAUCUAAACUUUGUGUGAGAAACAAACAAACAAAAACUAUGAACUGUCAGUAAAACCAGACUCAGUUUUUCAGAACUUCCUGUAGAAGAUCAGGCGGUUCUGGUUCCAGCUGCUCUUUCCAGAUCAUAAAUCAACCAAAUAAAGAACCAUUUGGGUCAAACAGAAA